UUCUCUUUCCCCUCUAGCACAGCCAGGAGUAACAACCAGCCAUGACCAAAGACGACUCAGCCGAGCUUCCCUCUGAGGGGGCGCGCCAGCCGCUGGAAUUCCAGAGCCCUGUGCUGGAACGGAGAAAGAAACCCAUCGUCCACCCCUCCGCCCCAGCACCCUUGCCCAAGGAUUAUGCUUUCACUUUCUUUGACCCGAAUGACCCGGCUUGCCAGGAAAUCCUCUAUGACCCCCAGACCACAGUCCCGGAGCUGUUUGCCAUCAUCCGACAGUGGGUCCCCCAGGUGCAACAUAAGAUUGACGUCAUAGGCAGCGAGGUGAGUGACCCUGCCGCUGCCGUCCGCCUCUCCAACCAGCUGCUGGCCCUGGGGGCGGACGUGACCCUGCGCAGCCGCUGGACCAACAUGAACGCGCUGCACUACGCCGCCUACUUCGACGUGCCCGAGCUCAUCCGCAUCCUGCUCAAAAGCUCCAAGCCCAGAGUGCUCAACUCCACCUGCAGCGACUUCAACCACGGCACGGCGCUGCACAUCGCGGCCUCCAACCUGUGCCUGGGCACCCUGCGUUUCUGCGGCACGACGGAGUUCGCUAGUGGCCAGUGGGUCGGAGUGGAGCUGGAUGAGCCGGAAGGCAAGAACGAUGGAAGCGUGGGAGGAAUACGCUACUUCAUUUGCCCUCCGAAGCAAGGAGUUUUCGCCUCUGUGUCUAAAAUCACCAAAGCCACAGACCAGAUGCCGUCUUCAGUCACGUCCACCCCCAAAACGCCCCGCAUGGACUUCGCCCGCAUGGCCGGGAAGGGCCGCAAGGACAAGAAAGCCCUCAGGAAGAAGUCUCCUUCCGUGGGCAGCCUGGACCGAGAAGGGCUGAAGAUCGAGCUCGGGGACCAGGUGCUGGUGGCAGGGCAGAAGCAGGGCAUCAUCCGGUUCUACGGCAAGACGGACUUUGCGCCGGGUUACUGGUUUGGCAUCGAACUGGACAAGCCCACCGGGAAACACGACGGCUCGGUCUUCGGGGUCCGAUACUUCGCCUGCCCCCCCAAACACGGAGUUUUUGCUCCUCCUUCCAGGGUCCAGAGAGUCGGCGGCCCCAAAGACUCCCAGGGAGAUGGCAGUUCAGUGAAGAAGGUGCACCAAGUCACUAUGUCACAGCCAAAGCGCAACUUCACGGCGGUCAGGACCCCAAAAGACAUCACAUCAGAAAACUCCAUCUCUAGAUUACUCUUCUGCUGCUGGUUCCCCUGGAUGCUGCGCGCGGAGAUGCAGUCCUAAGGCCACGGCGCUCGCCCCUGCCCUCCUCCGCUCUGUCCUCUGCUCUCCAACUAACCGAAAGACUGCUCUCCCUGUCGGGCUCUCCCCUCCCCCCCGGUCGCAGUUCUAGUGAACCCCAGUGCCUUGGUACCAUUGAACGUCGCCCCGUCGUCCGUGAGAAAGGCUGCACUGACCCCACCCCCACGUGCGUACGCACCCCCACCCCACGUAGACGUGAUAUGGGCUCGGAGGCUCCCCUUUGAUUUCUCCCCCGACCCCCUUCAGGGAGUGGUGCCACAAACGCCAAGCGUCCCGGGUACCGAUUUCCCUCUGCGGUUCGAUUGUUCUCAGCCUGACACCCGGGCGAGGCUGAUCCAGCGCCCCCCGAACCCAGCCCUUUGUUUUGCUCCUCAACGAAACUUGAUCUAACCUGGCCUGUCUCUGCAUUACUGCAGCGGCAUGGACAGGGUCACAUCAUAACACCCCGAGUGUGGCAGCAGCGCUCCUCCCCAGCCUAAGCCGCCUUUUUCAGGUACUGCUCUCUUUCAGGAUGAAUGGUAUUAGAUUGCUCAGUCCCUUCCAGGGAGGAGAAACUGGUCCCAGGGCCAUCUUUAUCCAUAUGCAGAAAACGAAGCAGUGUAGGACACCUGAAAAUGUGGGGCACCACUGGGUCUUAAGACCCAUCCCCCUACCUCUUUCUGUCCCUGUUCUGUGGCUUUGCUUCCUCCAGAAAGCACCUAGGUCACUUGUAAGUGACCUAGCUUGCUGGAGCUAUUAGCAACACAUGGAUCUCAUGAAAGAGACAUUUGAGUGUAAGGAAGCCAAUUCACAGGCCAAGCCCCGGUCAGUUUCUGAAGUUGCCGUGGGAGCCGUAACUGAGUUUAAAAUUUGCUUUAGACAUAUUCCAUUAGUGUGUGCUGAAAUGUAUAAAAUCACAGCCCUAAAAAUCGUCAUCGGCCCCCCCACGCCCGUGGAGCACCAGUUUAAUAGCACCACAUCAACCCGAAGGACAAUCUUGACUGGUCCUGUGUUGGGCUGUAAAGAGCAGUGAGAUUUGGGGACGCUCUGAAAGCAGUGGAGAGAGCCCCAGUCCCUCAGGCAUUCGCUCUGGGGUGCACAGGUCAGUCACUAUGGGGGGAAAUCUGUAAGGUAGAUCAGUGCUUACAACGAUUGCUAAGCACUCCCCUCGUAACACAACCCCACCAGGGGCCAACUGAUGUUGGCUUCAAAGUUUGGAGUAGCUUGCACCAGUUCAGGGCAGAUUUGAGGGGUCGGGUCUCAACACAGCGGGUUGCCAGACACCCCCUGAUCCCUCCUUCAUUCUCAUUUAUUCGCUCCCUUCAGCGCGAUUACUUUGUAUUUGCAGGCAAACCCGCCAGACUUUUUUCCUUUCGAGCGGUUUACAAAAAAAAAGUAUAUUUUUAAAAGAAAAUCACCCUUACUAUUUUAAAAGAAAAAUUAGCCACGGACAAAUGGGAGCUGGCACGUUGCUGUUCCCCACCGAGCCGAAGGUCUUGUCUAGACACGGACAUUGUCCCACUUACAGCAAUCCAGUGUAGUUAUACAAAGUUCCCUCUAAUCUUGUCCAUCCAUGUGUAGAUUUUUUCCAUCUAUGUGCGGAAUAUUUUUUUUCCGUGUGCUGAGGCACGCGUGAAUGUGCACCACCAGUAGAAACACAACCAACCUGUGCUAAUCAGCUGGCCAGCAUUUGGAUUUCUCCUGAGCAGCUGCACAAGCACAGCUUACAGGGAACGCAGGAUGGGGAACAAGCUAUAUCCGGCUACAAGUCACCUUUAUCCCUUGUGACUAAGCCUACACAGGAGUUGGAUUGCUGCACCAGGAUCAGUGAAAAAUCGCAGCUCUGGCCCCUGUGGUUGCGGCAGCACAAAUUCUGUGUGUAGAAUUGGUGCAAGGGUCUCUCCUCUCAUGGCCACAAGCUUGGUAAAUAGAACCUGCCACUCACCUGCUUCAGCCAGCUUUUAGCUGGCAUGAGCCAGGAUACAGGUGCCUCGUACUGGGGCAGCUUAUUCCGCGUCCCAUGUGGGAAUAGCUACCCCGGUGUAAGCACUCUGAGCUGGGGAUAACUGCAUCCACGCUGGAGGGGGCCUGGCCCGGUCUGGAGAAAGGGCUUUCGGGGCAGGCCAGGGGUCGGGAAUGCUGGAAAGCUGAAGGUGUCCGGGAUGUUCCCAACCGCCUCCGAGCGUCUUUCAGGUGAGCGGCUGCUUUAGAGGAUGGUGUCGUGCUCCCUAAGUGGCCAGGCGUGGCUCCGGGCAGCUGCAGUUAUUGCAGGCUGCUGUCUGGGGCAGCUGGGGGGGGACUACCCAAGACAGGGGGGGGAAACCAGGAGCAGCUGCCUAGACUCUCUCUCCAUCCAUCUCAUUUUAUCCUUACAUCCAUCCAUCCUAUUCCUCCACCCAUCGUUCCUCCUGCCUCUGGCCUCGAAUCCAUCCCUCUAUCCUCCACCAUUGCUGCCAUGUCCCCUAACGUCCUGAGGCAGCUAGGUCCAGUGGUUAGAGCUGGGACAGCUAGGACGCCUGGAUUCUCAUCCUGAAAGGGAAACCCGUUCCUGACACCAGGAAAAGCAUGCUGGGCAUGGGAAUAGAGAGCCAGGACUGCUGGCAAGGAUCAUGGCUCAGUGUUUAGAGGGAGGAGACUCCUGGAUUUUCUUCCUAGCUCUGCUCAGCACCUUAUGGGCAAGCCCCUGCGCCUCGUGUGUGCCUCAGUUUCCCUAUCUGCAAAACAGGGAUGAGGCCAUUGCCCCACCUCACUGAGGGACCAUGAAGCUUGCAUAAUGAAAAGGCUUUGAGACCCUCAGUGCAGUGGCUGCCCCUGCGAAAGGAACAGAAAGCCUAGACUGGCCCCGAAUGUUGUCCUUUCAGCUGUUACGGCACUAAACACAGGCGUAGCCUCCUCCUCUUCGCUCCCUCUCCAGCCCAAUAAAAAGUUCCAUCCCCUCUCAUGUUCUUUUCUCUAGCAAUAAAACCCUUGCAAUUGCUCAGCUUUGCCCUUGUCACUAGGGGUAUCUUGGGUCUUCCCCAUUCCAUCCGCAUCUCGAGUCACCCCGGCCGAGCUUGCGUUUCCGAUGCUCACCGUCAGGGCCGCCAGCGACACGCUAACCUGGCCCCGGUCUGGCUCCGCCUCCUUUGCAGUGGUCCUCCGUGUUUGUAUAAUAGAAAUCACGUCGGGCGAAGUCUCUUUAACACUAUUUUUAAGAUUUGUAACCCACGCUCCUUGUCAAUUGUUUAGCGAGUGGCUUGUUUCUCCCGCUGCUGAGCUCACUGUUGACUCUGCAUGCCUUGUUCCUUCUCCCUUCCAUCCAGGCGCUCUGGAAAAUUCAGCAUGAGAAGAAAUCAAUAUGCCUAUUGCUUAUCUGUCAUUAAUAAAGAGUGUUUCUAUGUGCAUUGUGUAAAA
Pelodiscus sinensis (Chinese soft-shelled turtle) is the source of this 4658-nucleotide messenger RNA. The record is from RefSeq and is a predicted model, not a curated record. Lineage: Eukaryota; Metazoa; Chordata; Testudines; Trionychidae.